Molecule: messenger RNA, 654 nt
Organism: Mytilus trossulus (common blue mussel)
Lineage: Eukaryota; Metazoa; Mollusca; Bivalvia; Mytilida; Mytilidae
Product: glucose dehydrogenase [FAD, quinone]-like
Exons: 2
Coding region: 38-340 (100 amino acids)
Molecular function (GO): oxidoreductase activity, acting on CH-OH group of donors; flavin adenine dinucleotide binding
Source: RefSeq, a predicted model, not a curated record
UAUCAAACUAGUAAAAUCGAUCAUUGAAACACCAAUAAUGCAGUCCAUAGGAGCAACAAUAGAACCACCUUUUAAGGGAUGCAAAGAAUUUAAGUACGAUUCUGAUCUGUACUGGAAAUGUUAUAUUCAAACAUUCUCUGACCCAGGACAUCAUCCGGUCUCCACCUGUAAAAUGGGUGCUUUCAAUGACGUUCGAUCUGUUGUUGACAAUAAACUCAGGGUAAAAGAUGUUUUCAACCUAAGAAUAGUGGACGCCUCGGUAUUUCCUGAGAUAACAGAUCACCCAAACGCAGCUACAAUUAUGAUAGCAGAACGAGCAGCUGCUUUGAUAUUGAAAUAAUACUUACUACAUGUAUAAUUAUUGAUUAUGAUUUGAUACUUGAAAAGAUUAACAUAAAUCCUUCACUUUAUUUUGUACUAAUUAUAAGACAUCAUCUAACAGUAUACUGUUGUUUGAAAAUUCUCUUCUCAAUUAAUUAUAUCAUCACUACAUUUAUCAUUACACAUACUACAUAUUCACCAUUUCCUUUCUCAAUUUUACAUACAUUUCAUUUAGUUUUCGACAAACUUUAGUUUUAACGAAGAUCUUUGAUUUGCUGAUAAUAAGGGACUUCACUCUUAAAACGUAGACAGGACAGUACAUUUUUUAAUAUU